AUGGCAGAAGAGUUUGAGAUUAAAGAUCUUGGUACUUUGAGAUAUUUCCUAGGCAUGGAGGUAGCAAGAUCAAAGGAAGGGAUCUCAGUGUCUCAGAGAAAAUAUACAUUAGACCUAUUACAAGAGACUGGGAUGACUGGAUGUAAACUUGCAGAUACUUCGAUUGAGGUUAACAGUAAUCUGGUAAAUAAGUUUGGUAAGCCAGUUUAUGCAAGCUCGUAUAUGAGACGCAUGGAAGUUGUUACUUGGAUUCUGAGAUAUCUAAAGUCAACAUCUGGAAAAGGCUUGAUGUUUAGGAAAUAUGAUAGAAGAUGCAUCGAAGCCUACAUUGACUCAGACUGGGCCGGUUCCGCUACUGAUAGGAAGUCAAUCUCGAGGUAUUAUACCUUCGUAUGGGGAAAUCUUGUUACAUGGAGGAGUAAGAAACAGGGUGUCGUGGCUAGAAGUAGUGCUGAAGCUGAAUACAGAGCUAUGAGAGUCAUGACCCGAUGA
Benincasa hispida (wax gourd) is the source of this 492-nucleotide messenger RNA. NCBI's taxonomy places the organism in Eukaryota, Viridiplantae, Streptophyta, Magnoliopsida, Cucurbitales, Cucurbitaceae. The record is from RefSeq and is a predicted model, not a curated record.